Molecule: messenger RNA, 2223 nt
Organism: Cicer arietinum (chickpea)
Lineage: Eukaryota; Viridiplantae; Streptophyta; Magnoliopsida; Fabales; Fabaceae
Product: cationic amino acid transporter 4, vacuolar
Biological process (GO): transmembrane transport; amino acid transport
Cellular component (GO): membrane
Molecular function (GO): amino acid transmembrane transporter activity
Source: RefSeq, a predicted model, not a curated record
AUGAUUGUAAAGGGUUGUGAAAAUGGGGGUGUUGGUGUUGGACGGUGGUUAACGGGAUUUGGAAGCUUGGUACGGAGGAAACAAGUUGAUUCUGUUCAUUACAGGGGACAUGCUCAAUUGGCUAGGAAGUUAUCUGCUGUUGACCUUGUUGGAAUUGGGGUUGGUGCUACUAUAGGAGCUGGAGUGUAUAUUCUCAUUGGAACAGUUGCUAGGGAGCAGGCAGGACCAGCACUUGUAAUAUCACUCUUUAUUGCAGGAAUAGCUGCUGCACUAUCAGCUUUGUGUUAUGCAGAACUUGCAUGUCGGUGCCCAUCAGCAGGGAGUGCUUAUCAUUAUACAUAUAUAUGCAUUGGAGAAGGGGUUGCUUGGCUGGUAGGUUGGUCCCUAAUUCUAGAAUAUACGAUUGGUGCUUCAGCUGUUGCUCGUGGCAUAACCCCGAAUCUGGCCUUGUUUUUUGGUGGUCAGGACAACCUACCUUCAUUUCUGGCUCGUCAUACCUUACCAUAUCUUGGAGUAGUGGUUGAUCCAUGUGCAGCUGUAUUAAUUCUUUUUGUUACCCUCCCUUUGUGCCUUGGAAUCAAGGAGAGUUCAACGGCACAAUCCAUUGUGACCACAGUAAAUGUCUGUGUCAUGCUGUUCAUCAUUAUAGUUGGUGGAUAUCUUGGUUUCAGAUCCGGAUGGGUUGGUUAUGAACUCCCGAGUGGGUAUUUUCCAUAUGGAGUGAAUGGGGUGUUUGCCGGGUCUGCAAUAGUUUUCUUUUCGUACAUUGGUUUUGAUUCAGUGAGCAGCACAGCUGAGGAGGUAAAAAAUCCUCAACGAGAUUUGCCGAUUGGCAUAUCAACUGCAUUAGCUAUAUGUUGCGUUCUGUAUAUGCUUGUAUCAGCCGUUAUUGUUGGCUUAGUACCGUAUAAUGAGUUGAACCCAGACACCCCAAUUUCCUCAGCAUUUUCUAGCUAUGGAAUGGAAUGGGCAGUGUAUAUAAUAACAACUGGAGCUGUCACUGCUCUUUUUUCCAGUUUGUUGGGAUCAGUUCUUCCUCAGCCACGGGUCUUUAUGGCAAUGGCUAGGGAUGGUUUGUUGCCCUCCUUCUUCUCGGAUAUCCACAGGCGCACGCAGGUUCCUUUGAAAAGCACUAUUGUUACAGGUCUCUUUGCUGCUGUUCUUGCGUUCUUUAUGGAUGUUUCUCAGUUAGCAGGGAUGGUUAGUGUGGGAACAUUGCUUGCAUUCACCACAGUUGCAGUUUCAGUUUUGAUAAUCAGAUAUGUUCCACCUAAUGAAGUACCCAUUCCAACUUCACUUCUAACAUCUGUUGAUCCAUUUUUGAGGCAUUCUGGUGUUGAUGUUGAGGAAGACAGGACCAUGAAUCCUGUAGAUCUUUCUAGUCAUUCUGAUAAUAGUCACUUACAUGACAAGUCAGACGUUCCGCUUGAACAUCCUUUGAUCAUAAAAGAAGUAACCAAAGAGCAACGGAAUGAGAAGACUAGGAGAAAACUUGCUGCAUGGACCAUAACCCUUCUAUGUAUAGGGAUUCUCAUGGUUACUGGUGCAGCUUCAGCCGAAAGGUGUCCCAGGAUUUUGCGCGCAACAUUGUUUGGAGUGGGUGUAAUUCUUCUUUUGUGCAGCAUAAUUGUGCUGGCCUGUAUAAAGCAAGAUGAUACCAGACACACCUUUGGGUACUCAGGAGGUUUUGCUUGCCCAUUUGUUCCAUUCUUACCUGCUGCUUGCAUUCUUAUAAACACCUACUUACUAAUUGAUCUUGGGGCUGCUACAUGGCUAAGAGUUUCUGUAUGGCUGUUAAUCGGAGUACUUAUAUACUUGUUCUAUGGCCGAACUCACAGUUCAUUGUUAAACGCAACCUAUGUUCCGUCAGCCCAUGCCGAUGAGAUCCGUCGCACUCAAGCAAAUUAUUUAUCCUAGUAUUCACCCAUCGGGCUCUACAGUUCACUGCAGGUCCCUAAUCUAUCCCUUGGUCAGGGAAUUGUUACUUGUAUAUUUUACACCACCAAUUUGUAAAUAUAUUGUUGUUCUAAAGUCAAAACUUUGUUUCUGCUAUCAGAUGGAUGAUAACCACCAUUGUUCAAUUGUUUAUUUAAGGAUGUGUGUAUAUCAUGAAAAUGUCUUACAAGAGUAAGGUACUAGUUUAAUAGGAAAAGGAUUUAACUAUUCUAAAGUAAGGGACAAGCAUAGAAAAUUAUCAAAUGUUAAAUUAUGAAUCUUUGAUUA